AGGCUCUGGCCGUCGUCCAAUCGGAUUGGUCAGGGCGCUAGGUGACGCGUGCACUUCCGCUGCUCUGCGGCCGGUUAGAAGGCGCCGGUGCGGUGCGCGAGUUCUCUACGAGCGGCCGGUAGAGGAGGACGGAGGCGCCAUUUUGAGACGUGUUCAGCUCUAUCAACAAAAUGUAUCCCAGCACGCUGCUACACCUGGCCCGGGCAAAUCCUUUCAGCGCCCCGCUGUUCACGCUGCAGAAGACGGAGGAGCCCUCACGGCCAGCCGCUAACGGACAGACCCGCAGACUGGCAGCAGCUUCAGUGGCUGACUCGGGUGAUAGCUGUGAGUUUGGUUCAUCAAAAUACUACGCACUCUGCGGCUUUGGGGGCAUCUUGAGCUGCGGUAUCACACACACAGCUGUAGUGCCCCUUGACUUGGUCAAAUGUCGGCUUCAGGUGGACCCUGCAAAGUACAGGAGCAUCUUUAAUGGAUUCUCGGUCACAAUUAAGGAAGAUGGCGUUCGGGGGCUUGCUAAGGGAUGGGCACCAACCUUCAUCGGAUACUCCAUGCAGGGUCUCUGCAAGUUUGGCUUCUAUGAGGUGUUCAAGAUUCUGUAUGGUGACCUGCUUGGAGAGGAAAAUGCCUACUUGUGGAGAACCUCUCUGUACCUCGCAGCCUCUGCUAGUGCUGAAUUCUUUGCUGAUAUAGCUCUGGCCCCAAUGGAGGCAUGUAAAGUGCGCAUCCAGACCCAGCCUGGCUAUGCCAACACCCUGAGGGAGUGUGCCCCCAAGAUGUACGCUGAGGAGGGUCUCUGGGCAUUCUACAAGGGUGUGGUUCCCCUGUGGAUGAGGCAGAUCCCCUACACCAUGAUGAAAUUUGCCUGUUUUGAGCGCACAGUUGAGCUGCUCUACAAGUAUGUGGUACCCAAACCCCGCAGCGAGUGCAGCAAGCCCGAGCAGCUGGUGGUCACCUUUGUGGCUGGUUACAUUGCUGGUGUUUUCUGUGCCAUUGUGUCGCACCCUGCUGACUCUGUGGUGUCUGUGCUGAACAAGGAGAAGGGAAGCACAGCAGCUCAAGUGCUGAAGAGGCUUGGGCCCAUGGGUGUCUGGAAGGGUCUAGUGGCCCGUAUCAUUAUGAUCGGUACCCUGACCGCCCUGCAGUGGUUCAUCUAUGACUCUGUGAAGGUGUACUUCCGCCUGCCCCGCCCCCCUCCACCAGAGAUGCCAGAGUCUCUGAAGAAGAAGCUGGGUCUUACAGAGUAGAGAACUGCUCAUUCCUCGGUUUAUCACGUUCCCUCCUGUUUUCUAUAUUUAAGCUCCCAAAUGCUACACUGUUCCUCCCAGGCUGCUGCUCGUCUCGGUCAUCUGGACUCUGAGAGGGAUUUCCUCCAUGUAUAGAGGUUUCAUUUAGAUUAUGACAUGAGUGAAUUCCAUCUGGUUUUAAAUUGUCAAUAGUAUGAUUUAAAAAGACGAUCUGGAAAUGUGA
Molecule: messenger RNA, 1467 nt
Organism: Hemibagrus wyckioides
Lineage: Eukaryota; Metazoa; Chordata; Actinopteri; Siluriformes; Bagridae
Gene: slc25a3b
Product: solute carrier family 25 member 3b
Exons: 8
Coding region: 171-1244 (357 amino acids)
Biological process (GO): mitochondrial phosphate ion transmembrane transport
Cellular component (GO): mitochondrial inner membrane
Molecular function (GO): phosphate transmembrane transporter activity
Source: RefSeq, a predicted model, not a curated record